AUGCCGUCAAUUUCUGGUCUACACCUCUCUAUCGUGCUUCUCGCCUACAGCGCGUCCUCAUUGCCUGCAGAUUCUUGUUGCAAUCGCUUGAAGUCGGUCUCUGGCGACAAUGUCUUCUUCCCGGGAUCCUCUCUCUACCUCGAAUCCGUGUCAUCGUACUUCUUCCUCGAGCAACGAAGCAGCCCUGCCUGCAUUGUCGCUCCGUCAACCUCAGAGGAAGUUGCAAAAACUGUCAUAACGUUGACUCAUUGCGGAGAGAUCGAAGUUGCAAUCCGAUCUGGCGGGCACUCGCCGAAUCAAUACUUCUCCAAUACCAAAGGGGGUAUCACUCUAGACCUACGGCGGCUCAACUCGAUAAAUGUAUCCGAGACUGGAAGUACUGUAUCCGUAGGAACUGGUGCGCUUUGGGGCCACGUUUACGAUGUGCUAGACCCUUUGAAUAAGACUGUUGUUGGUGCACGAGUCUACGAUGUAAGAAUAGGUGGCUUUUUAAGUGGCGGUGGGAUUUCGUUCUUCUCACCGCAGGAUGGCUUUGGCUGCGACAACGUUCUGAACAUGCAAGUCGUUCUUGCGAACGGCACCAUCGUCGACGCGAACACGACAUCGCACCCACAGCUUUUCCGCGCUCUCAAAGGCGGACAAAACAAUUUCGGCGUCGUCACUCGAUUUGACCUCGAGAUAAAGAGCAGAUCACGGUUCUGGGGAGGUGCGAUUGUCUCCCCGGGGGCGGCCGAUGCGGCACAGCUGGAUGCGUUACUGAAAAUCGAGCAGACAUUCGUGUAUUACGGAUCCCAACAGUCGUUUCUCAGCUCGAACAACUUGUUUUAUUUGACAGAUCCUCCUGAUCCUAAUGAUAUACGCGCAUUGAACCGAUUCACGGAAGUCUACGGCCUCUGGAAAAAAACAACCAAUAAGUUGGCAGCCAGAGCGCCAAACUGCACUUCUGCUCUGACAUACCAAUCCGUUCCUCCUCCACCCGGCGCGACAAAGUCGAAGAAUUCUUUUCCGUUCACGGAGGCUUCCGAAACACAUAACCUUGUUUUGAUGUUAACAUCCCUCUACUCGCCAGAGGAGAGCGACUAUGCCACCAUCCAUGAGGAAGCGCAGGUCUUCAUCAAUCUGGUAGAGAAUAUAGUGGAAAAAUCUGAAGGGGGUACGAGUUGGAAAUAUUUGUAUUAUGCUGCGAGCUGGCAAGACCCUUUGUCUGGAUACGGGCAAGAAAUGAUCACUCAAUUGAAGGCAGUGGCAUCUCUUUACGAUCCCGAAAGUUUCUUCCAAAACGUGGUAAAGGGAGGAUUCAAAGUGCAGAAAUGA
This is a messenger RNA of Westerdykella ornata, 1314 nucleotides long. RefSeq names its product FAD-binding domain-containing protein. Lineage: Eukaryota; Fungi; Ascomycota; Dothideomycetes; Pleosporales; Sporormiaceae. Bases 1 to 1314 code for a protein of 437 amino acids. The transcript is spliced from 4 exons. Gene Ontology annotation, molecular function: FAD binding; oxidoreductase activity. The record is from RefSeq and is a predicted model, not a curated record.